Messenger RNA from Lytechinus pictus (painted urchin), 4518 nucleotides. RefSeq names its product exonuclease V-like. The transcript has 5 exons. Gene Ontology annotation, cellular component: nucleus. Lineage: Eukaryota; Metazoa; Echinodermata; Echinoidea; Temnopleuroida; Toxopneustidae. The record is from RefSeq and is a predicted model, not a curated record. Bases 194 to 1423 code for a protein of 409 amino acids. Gene Ontology annotation, molecular function: single-stranded DNA 5'-3' DNA exonuclease activity. Gene Ontology annotation, biological process: interstrand cross-link repair.
AUAUCAUUAGCGCGCGCUAUUGCGUAAUCUUUGAUUUGUCAACAUGAAUCGACAGGCUCUGUAGUUAUUAAUCAUCAAAACAUUUCACUUUCUAACGACACAGCCCAGUUUGUGGAUAAAUCACGUCUGUCAAACAUAAAAAGUGAAGAGUACCUUUACUCUUUAUGGGGUAACGUCUGUGAUUUGGUUCAUAAUGGCCGAGAAUAUGGUGAAACAAGCACCCGUUGCAGUUCGGCUGACAAGCAGCCGUGCAAGUGGAUCACGAGGAACGGAGAAUGACAAAAACCAACGCCCGAGCUCCUCCGGUGAUGGAGAGAUGUGUUUCGGUGAAGAGUGGCUGGACGAUUGGGAAGAUGAGGCUAUUUUACAUCAGGCAAUGGAUGAAAUAGAUGCAAAUUUGAAGAGCAAUUCAACAUCACUUGGUGCAACCUCUCAGUCUCUCUUACAAACCAGCAUGACCAGUGAUGAAACUGGAAAGAUUUCAGAGGGUGUUUUGAGAACAAUCUGCACUUGUGAAAAGUCUUCAGCUCAAGCUUGGUGUGAGAGGCAGCUUCUUUAUGAUUUCACAUUUGAGGGACCAGUGGAGAUCUUGGAAACAGAAGCCAUGAAAGUUGGCACCGAGAUGCACAUGAAGAGAGAAUUGGAAGUGCAUACCAUCAAACAGAUAGCAGUAAAAACCAAAGAGGAUAAAUGGGCCAUCAAAUUCCUGAACAUUCUUAGUGCUGUCAAUCAACUUUUGCAAGGAGGAGGGGGUGGAUUCUCCAGAUGUGUUGUCAGGGAGAUGCCCAUUUUCGGGAAGCCUUUUCAAAGUGGAACUUUUGUGGUUGGUGUGAUUGAUGAGAUCAGAUACAAUAGUAGGGACCAAUUGGAAGUUGUAGAAUUCAAGACCAGAGCCAAGUCUAGAACCAUUCCAUCAGCACCUCAAAGAAAGGCACACAAACUUCAGGUAAUGCUAUACAAGCAGCUGUUUGAUGAGGCAGUCUGUGGUCUUCUGAAGAAGGAAACCAUCCUAGAAACAAUCGGCCUUGACACUGAAGCUCAAGUCAAUGAUGAAAUAGCCGCUCAUGCCCUCGGGAUGGACCUUGUAUUACCAAAGUUUGGUGACUACCUAGACACCAUGCUAGAACGCUUCCAGUUCCUCUCCAAGAUCGACUCCCUUGCUGUAGAGUACUCCUCGCAAGACGACAAGGAACCGUUUGCUGUCAAUGAAUACCCCUUCGAUCCUGUCUGGCUCAAGGAUAGGUUGGAUUACUACAAUGCAUUCUGGGUAGGUGAGAGGGAGGUGGAAGGGGUCGAAGUGGAAGAGGUUUGGAAGUGCAAUUAUUGCAAUUACAGGGAGGAAUGCGACUGGAGACAGAAGAUGCAUGAGAAGUAUCUCAGUAAGAAGUCUACCAAUAAGGUCAAGAUAGAGAUGACUAAGUGAAAUGUAUAUCAGUGUGGAGAUAAAUAUGGUGCUUAGUUGAGGAUUAAUGUUUCACAAAGAAUUGAGUUGGAAUUUUAGUCAUUCAGAGAUGUCAAUAUCAUACAGCAUUAAAUUCUUCUUGUAGAUAGACUAAAUAUAGCACGAUUAAAUAAUUUGAGCAUGAUUUCAUCCAAUGUGGUACAACAUACAAGUGGGAAUCAUGUGGAAUUCUAAUCUACAUAUACCAAUCUGCAGCCAAGUUUUAGGGAGUUGACAUGGAUUGCAAAAUUACCAUGAAUUUACAGAGCAUUGAACAUGAAUUUAUACACAAUAUGAAUUGAAUUCAUCAUAUAUCAGUGAUAGCUUAUCUGUUGACUUUGGUUCAUGCAUUAUGGGUGAAAGAGGGCAAAAUGAUGUCAUAGUCCUGGUUUUAGUAAAUGAUUUAACAUAGUGAUAAGGAAUUGAAAAUGGUCGGGGAGGGUAAAUUGUAAAUACAACUGUACAUUGAUUUUUGAAAUAUACAUAAAGAUAAAUAAUUAUUAAACUAUAUUUCUUGGUGGUCAGGAUUGAGACCAUACCCCAAGUUUAGAGUUGUGGAUCUAGUUUAAGGCCCUGCUUGGAGUACGACUGUAUGGUCAUACCUCUUCCUAGUCACACAUUAAAGACUGGGCAUUGGUAUCAUCACAUUGGGUUUUGAUACAUUUUAAAAUUAUUCAUGAGGAUUUAGAAUUAAUGUUUUGCUGAAGCCAGAGAGCAAUGCCUGUGUUGUGAAAAUUCAUUCCUUUUUCAAAAUGUAGAGAAUCAAAGGCCAUUUAAAUAUAAGUUGGUGCUAAAGCUUUUACCUCAAUAUGUUUACGAAAUGUUUGAAUGGAUGAAGAGCUAUUUGAUUGAAAAUCACAAACUAAAAUGAAAACAAUCUAGAUGUAUCAUACUUCUUAUGUGUCAGUUGAAUUGAGUUGGAUGUAUUUUUAUGUAUAGGUUUUUUUUUGUAAAUAACAUAAACAAGCAAAUUUACUGAGUGAGCUUGUCAGAUGUACAAUUCAGAUAUAGCCUGGGUAAAUUAAAAUGCAAUACAGUAUACAUGGAAAGGAAAUAAGACACAAUGAAAAUUGAUGCACGUUUAGCUUAAACUAUAUGCAUUCCUGUGUACAUUUGCUUUUUAUUAUUUUUACAUUAUUUGCUAUUUUCUUCUCUUAGAGUCUCUAGUUUCUAGCCUUAAUAUUUUGGAAAAGAUAAGAAAAAAGUGGAUUUUCUUUAGCUGUAUACCAGACUGACUUAGCAAUUACUGUCAAAGUGUAACUAUAGUCGUUGUCAUGAUGGUUAAGUUCUUUAUUGGAAUUGUGAGGGUAAGAUUUGGUUCCUGUCCCUGAGCAAGACAUUUAAUCAAAAUGCUAUUAUUAUUGUUACUCUUAUAUGAAAUAAAAUGUUUAAUUCGAUGGUGGGGGAGAAAUUUUAAAUAGAUUUCACAUUGCAGUAAAGUAUAUUCAUGCAAAAAACAUUAUAUAUCACAGGUGGAAGCUUGUUAUAUGGUACAUUUAUAGUUAUGACCUUGUGUGAGAUAAAUUGUGUAUAUAUUAGGAAAUUUAUACAGAGAUGACUUUACUCUAAGAUUGCUAUUACUAUUUUACUGUGUGAAAUACCUGCCUUAAGAUUUACAUGUAUACUAUUUUAGUAAGCUGCAAUGUUCUGUUCUAAAUGGUAGCAUAUUAAAAUGUAGAAGUUUUUUCAUAAAUUUAGCUGUGAAAUAAAUUGAUAACUUUUGGAUAAAAAGUGCUUGAAAUGUGUCUUGUCAAGUGCCAGGUACAAAUUAAAUGUACAUGUAUUAGGAGUGCUAAUGAUACAGGGAUGCAAAUGUUAUCACAUAAUAAGCAUAGAAUAAGGGGGGCCCUCAACACAUUACGACAUUCACCAAAUAUGCAGUUAUAACAGCUAAAAUUUGCUCUCUCUAUAUAUAUUCAAUGCACUAAAAUUGGCCAAUACAGGCGAGUAUGCCCAAAGCAUUAGUUAAACUCUUGUGACCCUAGCAUUCUGUUUUAACUUAGACAAAUAUUGACUUAGAAGAAUCUGUGCACUAAAAAGUAAGGUUUAAAAUCGGUCACUAAAUCUAACAUCUAACUAAACACUAACAUCCAGUCAAUAUUGGUUCAUGCACACUUAGAUUUGCAAGCUAUUGAAAAUCUUGUGCUACAGGGCCAUGGAUUGAAGAUUGCUUUAUUUUUAGUUGAGUCUUCAUCUUAUGCAGACUUAAAUAUGUGUGACAGAAAGACAUUCCAAACCCUCUUUAUCCUGUGAAAUCUUUAUGCUGUUGGUGCAUGAAUUAUAAUCCAGAUAAAAAUGUAAUUUUUUCUUUUUUACAAAUGCACAAUAAAUAACAAUUUAUACAUAUAUGCAUAGGUGAUAUCAAAUAAUUUUUCUCAAAUUUAUUUAAAGCAUAAUUGCACAAAAUUUCAACUUAUACAGCUAUAAACAUUGUUAUUCUGUCCUAAUAUAACAAAUAAAAUGCCAUGAACACUCAGUAUAAAAAGAUCUUAGGACCAUCUUAAAUGAAAUCAAUUUCAAAUAUAGAAAGCAAGCAACACCAUAAAACUGCCAUCAAAAUGUGGUAAUAAUGGUAUAGGCGAGUCUGCCUUGGUUAUAUCUCUUUUAGAUAACAGAACUUUGGCAAAAUUCAAUUUCAAGAGGUAAAUAAGGCAUGCUUAGCCAGAUCUGGUUCAAAAAUUGCUUUAACAAAGAGAAGAAUGACUUUGCAGACUUUAUAACUGGAUGUUAAUAAUAAAUUUGAGCCAUAGGUAUGCUCCCUUUUUUCUUACAUCUGGAUGCAUGACAAAGUAUGGACUUGAUGGCUUUCUGUAUUUCCUAUCAAUAUGAAUUCAUGACAAGUCUUCUUAAAACAUAAAUAAACCAGUCCCCCCCCAAAAAAAAAAAAAAAAAAAAACCCAAUAUAUUUGUGACUCAUGUAAUGAGGUAAUCUUAAUGGUCCAAAGAAACUAAAUAUUCUGGGUCUCCACUAUAAAUACACAUUUAAGAAAAAAAAAUUGUACAAGAAACAGACAAUGAAAACUCACAUAUAAUUUGUUUAUACUCUUUUGAGUUAAUGAAUGGAAUAGACAUCAAUG